Messenger RNA from Durio zibethinus, 1795 nucleotides. The record is from RefSeq and is a predicted model, not a curated record. Lineage: Eukaryota; Viridiplantae; Streptophyta; Magnoliopsida; Malvales; Malvaceae.
GACAAUUAUAGCCCUAAAUGGAACCGCAUGAUACUGUACCAAAAGGAACCGGAAACAACCGCAGUCAAGUCGAGAGCAAGACAAACAUCAGUGUCCAACGCUCUUGCUUUCCAGCUCUCUCUCUCUCUCGAUCUCUCGAUCGAAGGCCGGUCGCCAUUGUCUCAAUUCCUUCCUCUCUCUCUGUCUCUUUGCCUCUGGCCGGAGAACCAGAAAUUGCACCACUUCUCCGAAAACUGGCCGAAACCCGCCAAUCUCUUAUAUCUCCUGCGGCCAUCUCUCCCGAUCCAAUCACGAUGAGCACUGGCGAACUUCUCAGCAUCGAGCCUCAAGAGCUCCAGUUUCCCUUUGAGUUGAGAAAGCAGAUCUCGUGUUCUCUAAACUUAUCCAACAAGACCGACAAUUAUGUGGCUUUUAAGGUCAAAACGACAAACCCAAAGAAGUUCUCUGUAAGGCCUAACACUGGAGUGGUGCUGCCUAGGUCUACGUGCAACGUUAUUGUUACCAUGCAAGCUCAAAAGGAAGCACCUCUUGAUAUGCAAUGCAAGGAUAAGUUUUUACUUCAGAGUGUGGUUGCUAGUCCUGGAGCUACACUAAAGGAUAUAACUCCAGAGAUGUUUAAUAAGGAAUCUGGGCAUCAUGUUGAGGAGUGCAAGUUGAGGGUUGUUUAUGUUGCACCUCCUCGGCCUCCUUCCCCUGUUAGAGAAGGAUCUGAGGAAGGCUCUUCACCUAGGGCUUCAGUCUCGGACAAUGGUAGCUUGAAUGCUGCAGAAUAUACGUCUGUGCCAAGAGCUCACGUUGAGGGGCAUGAACCUCAAGACUACUCAUCUGAUGCCAGACAUAGUGGUAUACCCUUGGAUGCCAUAAUGACACUUCUUUUCUUGUUUCAACCUUAACUAGUUCACAUUGUUUGUAACUUUGUUGUCUUUUAAUUAACUUCUAUGUAGAGAGAGUGAUUCCCUAGUAGUAAGUGAAUUAUUUUCAUGUUAAACUUCCUAUAGUAGGGCUGAACAUGUCACUUGGAUGGUGAUAUUAUCCCAAUUGCUUAUUCCUUCUUCUUGAUGUGUCUUUAGACCUGUUCAUUAGGGCUAUUUAGGAAUGUAAAAAUGUGAACACUGUCAACAAGGAUAUGGAAGGACUCUUGUCUCCUUUUCUUUUGAUAUGAUUAAAAGUCUCCUAUUAUUAUGGACAAUCCUGUUGUGCCUUAAAUUCCUCAUCUAGAUGGUGAUUCUGAACACUGUUACGACCCUGCUAGGUGACAUUACCUUAUUUAAGCACUUGGAUUAGAUAUAAUCUCAUAGUUGUUUUUUUAUCCUGAUGGCAAUUAACGAUCACUUCUCCUAGAUUGAAAAACCAAAAAAAAAAAAAAAAAAAAGUUUCUCAGAGUACCACACGUUGGGGUACUGGACUCUGAUACUGGAGUACACUAGUAUGCACGCAUGAAUGCCAACAACCUCCUCUAAAAACUUAUAGAAGAAGUUUGUUUCAUUUAAGCUGAACACUUAUGCUAGGUACCACUUUUAAAAUUCAACCUUUGGUGUUGUCUUUUCAAAUGCACUUGAUGUGAGAAAAUCUUUUAUCAUCACAUUCACGUUAAUGGUUCUUUUACAUGAUUUAAUAUGAUAAUAAUCUUGCAAGAUUGAAUACAAUACUUUAUGGAGGGCAAGCUAAUUCUGUCAAUGUUCCUCUUUCCUCUAUCACUGAAGCUAUUCUAAAAAUUUACAAUUAUCCAAAAAAAAAAAAAAAGAAAAAGAAAAGCUUUAAAGAUUGAUGUCUUGCUGUGGCAUUUUUGUUUUGA